Enterobius vermicularis (human pinworm) is the source of this 1845-nucleotide messenger RNA. The record is from the annotation of a GenBank genome assembly. NCBI's taxonomy places the organism in Eukaryota, Metazoa, Nematoda, Chromadorea, Rhabditida, Oxyuridae.
AUGAUCUAUUUUAUUGCUAAAUUACAGUUCAAUUCUGAAAAAACUCUGGUCACUGAUGACUUGGUACGAGGGCAGUCAUGGAACCAUUUUGAGAGACUCGCCUUGGGAGAGUACGGUACACGAGAACGCCUUUACUACAUUGUCGGUUACGACACGAUGACAACUGUAGAUGACUUUGUUCAAAUAAUGAAUUAUAAUCUUUACUUCUUCAAUUCUACUCCAUCAAUUUCGCGAAAUAAAACCGAUCUUGACGAGGCUGUGCCCUACGCACAGUCCUUGCGAAAUUUGGGCAAGCUUGUAAUUGUUGCAUCUUGUAUGUCAAAUGGUGAUGCAUUCCGGUAUUUGACAGAAGCUGAGAAUAUCAUAACGUGGAGCGACUGCACAAAUCGAGACAAGAUUGCUGAAAAUAUAAUGAGUGCCUUAGACCAAACAACAAAUUCCACUGUCCCCCCAGCGCCAACCACAACAACUACCACCACUGUCACUACUACAACCACAUCACCGAGUGUUACCACUAGUGUUUCGUCGGCAACCACCACGUCAUUCAGACGAACCGAUCCAACACAUGUGCCACCUCUCUCAUGUAUCAAAGAUGUUGUUCUACUAAUUGAUAGUUCAAGUGCUUUAAAAGAAGAACAAUUUAAUCAAAUGAAAAACUUUAUAAUGCGAGAUAAGGGUCUUCUGAUGAUGCUACCGGUGUCUCCGGACCAAAUUGAAUUAGGUGUCUACUCAUAUUUUUCAUCAAUUAACCAAAUCAUCGACUUUGAUACUUUUGGCGUGGAUGAAUUGAUCAGUGCUAUUAAUACCACCUUAACGCUAACUGGUGGUAAACCGAAUCUUGCGCGGGCACUUCGCUUUGCCACUGAAAUUCAUCACAAACGAGGUCUAAACGUCAAUACUUUUACGCUUGUAUUAGCUGCGUCAAGCGAAACAGCAGAUUCUAAAAUGGCCAAAGACGCCGCCUAUAAUCUUACAUCCAAUGGAAACGUUCUGGCCACACUUGGUUUUGGUACUGGUGAUCUAAAGCCUUUGAAUGAGCUCGCCUCUUCGCAGGAUUUCGUUUUUACCUCAGAAACAUUCGAUGCUUCAAACGAAAUAGCACUUAAGAUAAGAGAUGCUAUUUGCUUACCGGCACCAACACAUGCAACAACUCCUACAACACAAUCACCGACACAGUCUACUACGGUACAUCCAGAUCUUAAAUGUAAAGCUGAUAUAGUUAUAAUGAUUGAUACGUCGAAUGCAUUGACUUCAUUAGACGCUUAUGGAAAGGAAAUUGAUUACAUUCAAUUAAAACUGUCACCAUCUUGGAAAAUCGGCGUUGAAACGACGGAAGCCAAGUUGCUUUUGUACGACAUAAGUUCUACAGAAACUCAUGGGUCUUUCGCAAUUAGUGACAAUAACGAAUUUGACAAAAUUGUGGCUUUAGUUCGCGAGCACUUUAAAGCUGCUGAUCCGUCAAUCACAAACGGAAUCUCUUUGGUUAAUGGACUUUUCAAUGAUUCUCGCAAAGAUGAUGUUAAAAAAGUGCUACUGUUAUUCACAUAUUCGAGCUUGCACACUGAUAUAUAUUCAGCAUCUGAGGUAGCUAAGCAGCUUAUCGGAAAUUCUGUGAAUAUCGUUGUUGUCGGAGUAGGUGGGAAAGUAGACCGGUCGUAUCUAGAAGCACUUUCUGGUACGGUAUUGAAUUAUGCUUCACUGGACAAUGUGGACGCAAAUGCGAUUAAUUCCAAGUUGUGUUUGAAUCCAAUUCCACCAAAACCCCUACCACCCACUACGACUACAACGUCCACAACGUCAACAACGAUAACUACAAUUACUCUUCCGCCGCUAACAACAAGUUAG